This is a messenger RNA of Saprolegnia parasitica CBS 223.65, 637 nucleotides long. RefSeq lists its product as hypothetical. Bases 20 to 637 code for a protein of 205 amino acids. The record is from RefSeq and is a predicted model, not a curated record. The transcript has 3 exons. Lineage: Eukaryota; Oomycota; Saprolegniomycetes; Saprolegniales; Saprolegniaceae.
CAAUAGCAAACAUCGAGCGAUGGUGACCUGGGGGCAAGUCGCAGUCACGCUCAUCGCCGGCAGCUACCUCAUCGGACGCAAGGAGCUGCCGCUUGCCGCCAAGUCUUGUGGCCGCUACGUUGGUCGCUCGAUCGGCGCCGUGCUUCGCGCCAAGAACGAGUACUUUGAAGCGACCAAGGACAGCGAGAUCGUCAAGAUGCAAACUGAGCUGCAAAAAGGCCUCGACGAGCUCAACCAGAUCCGAUCCGAGCUCACCAACAUCAGCAGCAUGAAGCGGCCGCUGCGCCCCGUGGGCACGGCGCCCUCGGCGGGUCCUUCAGCGCCGACGGUGGCAGCCUCGACGGCGUUUGCCGCAGCGCCGAUGGCAACGACGGCUUUGCGCCAAUCCUCCAUCAACAACGUAUUAGCAAGCGUCGAUCACACGGAGCGGGCGUACGAAGACGUGCUCGAGCACGCAGAAGAUCCCGACCAGGCGCGCCUCGCGCUCGCCGAGCUCAACAUGACCAAGCAAAACCAGUUUACGGCCCAUAUCGAAAGCAUCGAAGGCGGCGCCGACUAUGUCUCGUCCAGCCUCAUGGACAGCAUCUUGCUCAAGCGGGUGGCGUCGCCGCCGCCAACCAGCAGUAGUACGCCUUAA